AUGGAAGAAGGCGGAAAGAGUCAUCCGGACAAAUUCCCCGACGCUCCAGCAGACAGCAUUUCUUACUUGUUCUCAUACUACUGCGGUGGGCUCUGCAUUGCAGUGUGUACUUUCAUCAUCUACUCUCUGAUAAAGAAGAACAAGCCAUGGAUCAAUCCGAGCGGUGCUGUUCCUACGAUGCUGGGUGGCGCCAUAUUUUCUAUUGGAAUGAGUGCAUUCGUCACUGCUAUUGAUAUGUUGGAUCAAGCGAUUGCAUAUCCAAUCUGCGCAAUGGCACCAGGCUUGGUUGUAUCAAGCUGGAGCAUCUUUUACUUCAAGGAAAUCACAGGUCGACGAAAUUUGAUUUGGUUGACAACUGCUUACGGACUUACUCUGAUCGGAGUAAUGCUAAUAACCGUCUCAAAAGAAGUUUCUUUAGUUUAG
Messenger RNA from Strongylus vulgaris, 423 nucleotides. The record is from the annotation of a GenBank genome assembly. Lineage: Eukaryota; Metazoa; Nematoda; Chromadorea; Rhabditida; Strongylidae.